AGCAGUGGAGUCAAAGUCUGCGGAGGCUGAGCCUGUUGUUGCUGUGGUAGAGAAGGAUGCAAUGAUCGAUACUGCUGGUGCGAAAGAAAACCUUGAAACGGCAGAAGAAUUGAAGCCUGAAGCAGCCGAACCUGAUGCUGAGGAGGUGAAAAUCGGCACUGCUGAUGGUGCCGGUUCCGAGCAAAAUCCAGAAUGGGUAAGUGUUCCUCCUGCCAAACCCCUUGAGCAUGGGUUAUCUGAGUCCAGUGUUGGUGUCGGUGGUGAAGAGAAGAGGGAGGAUUUGAAUGGGGGCUCUGUUGAUGUGAAUUCUGAGUUAGCUCAGGCUUCUGCAGAGAAGCUUGAUGGGGGGAAUGUUAGCGAUGCUACCGCUGCUGUUGGUGAGGUUAAGAAAGAUGAUGUUUUGGAUAAAAGCUCCGAACUUGUGGAUCCUAAGGUGGCUGAGGACUCUGAUGCUAAGCUUAAUACUGAGAAUGAUGGUGGGGUUGUCAAUAGAAGUGCUUAUCUGAAUGAGGGAACUGGGGACGGGAAGGUGGUGGCAGAAUCAAAACAAGCAUCUAAUGAUUCUGAGUCAGAACCCAAUGAGCCUGGGCCAGAAUUUGUUGCACAUGCUGGUGAUUUGAUAGCAGCAGACGAGUUGAAUACAUUGCCUAUCCUUGCUGAGGAUUCUAUCAGCAGAGAAAAAACUGGUGAAAGCCUCUUGUCAAGUUUAGUUUCGGACCAAGAAGUGAAACCUAGUGCUGAUGACUCUCAAGUGGCAGAUGACAAUGAAUACAUGGAACAGAAUGAAGAGGAGGAAGAAGAGGAAAGCAUGGUUUCUGAUGGACCUGCAAGGGUUGCAAUCCUGGAAAGCUCUGAAACUGCGAAACAGAUCAUAAGAGAAUUGGAGGAAGGUUCUUCAAGCAGCAGUACCCAAUCUGCUUUUGACAGUUCAAGGGAUUACUCACGUAACUUAGAUGGACAGGUUGCCUCAAAUUCUGAUGAGGAAGUGGACACUGAUGAGGAGGGUGAUGGGAAGGAAAUUUUUGAUUCUGCUGCCUUAGCUGCACUUCUCAAAGCAGCUACUGGUUCUUCAACAGAUGGAAGCACCAUUACUUCUCAAGAUGCAGGUAGGAUCUUCUCUGUUGACAGACCAGCAGGUUUGGGGUCCUCAGUCUCUUCUCUCAGACCUGCUCUUCCCCGUUCUUCCCGAACAAAUAUAUUCAGUCCUUCGGAACUGGCAGUAGCAGCUGAACCUGAGAAUGACAUGACUGAAGAAGAGAAGAAGUUGCAUGAGAAGGUCGAGCUGAUAAGGGUGAAGUUCCUCCGCCUUGUUCAAAGAUUGGGGCAUUCUCCUGAUGAAACCGUGGCUGCACAAGUGCUUUACCGUCUAACCCUUGCAGAGGGAAUUAGACGUGGAAGGCAAACAAGCCGAGCCUUUAGCCUUGAGAAUGCAAGAAAGAAGGCUACACAGCUUGAAGCUGAGGGGAAAGAGGAUCUGGACUUCUCUUGUAACAUUCUAGUAAUUGGGAAGACUGGAGUGGGCAAGAGUGCAACCAUAAAUUCUAUUUUUGGUGAAGAGAAGUCACAAACCAAUGCAUUUGAACCUGCAACAGCUUUUGUAAAUGAGAUUGUUGGAACUGUGGAUGGGGUUAAAAUUCGUGUUAUAGACACUCCAGGGCUCAGAGCUUCUGUCAUGGACCAAUCAUCAAAUAGGAGGAUCCUUUCAUCCAUAAAGAAGUAUACAAAGAAAUGCCCACCUGAUAUUGUUUUAUAUGUAGACCGCAUGGAUACCCAAACACGGGAUCUUAAUGAUUUGCCUCUGUUGAGAACCAUUACUAGCAUUUUCGGUUCAUCCAUAUGGUUUAAUGCCAUUGUUGCUCUCACACAUGCAGCUUCUGCUCCUCCAGAUGGGCCUAAUGGCUCUCCCUUGACCUACGAGGUGUUCAUAGCUCAGAGAUCACAUGUUGUUCAACAAUCCAUCCGGCAAGCAGCAGGGGAUAUGCGCCUGAUGAAUCCAGUGGCUCUUGUUGAGAACCACCCCUCUUGCAGAAGGAACAGGGAGGGGCAAAGGGUGCUUCCCAAUGGCCUAAGUUGGAGACCUCAGAUGCUGCUCUUGUGUUACUCCUCAAAGAUACUAUCUGAAGCUAAUUCUCUUUUGAAGCUUCAAGAUCCUUCUCCUGGAAAGCUAUUUGGAUUCCGGUUUCGUUCACCGCCACUUCCUUACUUGUUAUCUUCACUCUUGCAGUCUAGAGCGCACCCAAAGCUAUCAACUGAUCAGGGGGGUGACAAUGGAGAUUCUGAUAUUGAAUUGGAUGACUUGUCAGAUGCCGAUCAAGAUGAAGAAGAAGAUGAAUAUGAUCAGCUCCCACCAUUUAAACCCCUAAGGAAAUCUCAGAUUGCGAAGCUCACCAAGGAGCAAAAGCGGGCCUAUUUUGACGAGUAUGAUUACCGAGUCAAGCUUCUUCAAAAGAAACAAUGGAAGGAAGAGCUUAGAAGAUUGAAGGAGUUGAAGAAGAGAGGGAAGAGUGGUCAGGAUGCUUUUGGUUAUGGUGAUAUGGUUGAAGAUUAUGAUCAAGAUAAUGCCCCUGCAGCUGUACCAGUACCAUUGCCUGAUAUGGUAUUGCCACCCUCUUUUGACUGUGAUAGUCCUACUUACCGAUACCGCUUCCUCGAGCCAACUUCACAGCUUUUGGCUAGGCCUGUUUUGGAUACGCAUGGUUGGGAUCAUGAUUGUGGCUAUGAUGGUGUUAGCCUUGAAGAGAGCCUAGCUGUUGCUGGCAAAUUUCCUGCUGCAGUAUCUGUUCAGGUCACCAAGGAUAAGAAGGAGUUCAGCAUCCAUUUGGAUUCAUCUGUUUCAGCCAAGCAUGGGGAGAAUGGUUCCACACUUGCUGGGUUUGACAUUCAGACUGUUGGGAAACAGCUCGGUUACAUUCUCCGUGGUGAGACCAAAUUCAAGAAUUUGAAGAAGAACAAGACUGCUGCAGGAAUGUCUAUUACUUUCCUCGGGGAAACUGUAGCAACUGGUGUGAAGAUCGAGGAUCAGCUUUCUAUUGGGAAGAGGUUGAGUCUGGUUGCAAGCACUGGUGCUAUCCGUUCACAAGGUGAUAUGGCAUAUGGAGCCAAUUUGGAGGCACGCCUCAAGGACAAGGACUAUCCAAUUGGCCAAGCGCUUUCAACCUUGGGAUUGUCGCUCAUGAGAUGGCAUAGUGACUUGGCUUUGGGGGCAAAUUUGCAGUCUCAGUUCUCAGUUGGGAGGAAUUCAAAGAUUGCGGUUCGUGUUGGCCUGAAUAACAAGCUGAGUGGGCAGAUCACAGUCAGGACAAGCACCUCAGAACAACUUCAGAUUGCACUACUUGGUAUCCUUCCGAUUGCUGUCUCUAUUCUUAGGAGUUUGCGGCCUGGUGAGUCAUAUGCGUAUUAGUUAGAUCAAGAGAGUAAAACCAUUUCAGUUAUUUUUUUGAGCAUAACUCCAGAGAUGGUUUUUCCACUAUAUUUGGAAUAAUUAUUUAUUUCUAUAUUUAAGUUUGGAUUUUGCUGUUACUUCUUUGAUUUGUAGUUUUUAAGGAUGAACAAAGUCGUUUCAGAUUCUUGAAUUGGGAACAGAGCAAUGAACGUUGAUGUCUUAUGAGUUUUGGAUCAUAUGUCUGCACAAUUAUUUUGUAUUUUCUCAUUGAAGAUGGAGCCUUUCAUUUUAGUAUACUUGUAUGGAACUUAAAUAUGUUCAUGUUAACAUGCUUUAUCUUCUUA
This is a messenger RNA of Phoenix dactylifera (date palm), 3726 nucleotides long. RefSeq names its product translocase of chloroplast 101, chloroplastic. Gene Ontology annotation, biological process: protein targeting to chloroplast. Gene Ontology annotation, molecular function: GTPase activity; GTP binding. Gene Ontology annotation, cellular component: chloroplast outer membrane. Lineage: Eukaryota; Viridiplantae; Streptophyta; Magnoliopsida; Arecales; Arecaceae. The record is from RefSeq and is a predicted model, not a curated record.